UCUAUUCAGUUGGAAGCGCUGUAGAUCAAACUCUCAUUGGGCCUCCAGUUGUUCAUCUGAUCUCUCCUCCGCCAUUUUUACUGCACUAUACUGCAGGAAACACACGCAAAAACACCGGCUCAGCUCUGAGCUCUCACACCCCACAUACACAUGAUCCAGAUCCCCGAUCCCGCGGCUUUACCGAUGGUGUGCUGAGAGAUUCGGCUGGAUUUGGACUGAUCCUGCGCUCAUUCAGAGAUGGAGGCCAUUUACGGAGAGAUGGAGGUGGAGAGCUGCUAUACGCUUCUGGAACUUCCUUCACCCAAGAAGAAACGCAAGAGCAAAAGCAGCAUGGAGAACUCAGACAAACCCAAGAAGCCCAGGUCAGCGUAUCUGCUGUACUACUUUGAUGUGCAUCAGAGCGUUCAGCAGGAGCAUCCGGAUCUGCCCCAGUCUGAGAUCAACAAAUGCAUCAGUGACAGCUGGAAGAGGCUGAACGUGGCGGAUCGAGGUUAUUACCUGGAGAGAGCACGCAUGGAGAAAGACGGCGUCGACCCUAGCAGCCAAUCAGCAGCUGCGUCCUCUCAGGACGUCCCAGGUUUCCGCAAGAUCCUCCCGAGGGCGAAUUACGUGCUCCUGCCCAAGACUUCUGCGGGAGGGGAGCGGGCCGAGGGCGAAUGUGAGAUGGAUGCUCUCGUGGACGGGGCAGUGGAUGGAGCCCCUCAGGCCUCCGCUCAGGAGCCUCUCGUGUCACCCAUGACUCUGGGCAGUGAGGUGGAGCUCUCGGAGCAGUGCAUCGCCAUCGAGGCGCUUAGUGAGGACACGGCCGCGUCCCAGAAUUCCAUUGUCAGUGACAGACUAAUGAGUCUUGGGCAGGACUGUCACAAAGCUGCUACUCUGCUUAUGAAGAGGGAGGAGUCUCGAGUGUCUUAUGGUGACGUUGGCAUAGCGAUAGAGAAUGGAAUAGAGGGCGGGGCUUUGAUGCCUCAGAUCAAGGCAGAUGCCACUCAUCUAGUUGCCAUAAUACCCAAUCAGGGCCUUGAGAAUAAAGUGAUCAACACGGCCAGUCCAAUAAUGAUGUUUCCGUUAAUGAGCACUGUGAAACCAGAACCCAAACCCUCCUUUAAACUGCCCAUCAAAUACACACGGAGAGGACGGGGCAGCUGCACCACACCUGGGUGUGUGUUUUCAUACGUCACCCGUCACAAACCGCCCCAGUGCCCAGACUGCGGCCAACACCUCGGGGGGAAGUGGGUGGCACCAGCUAAGAGAAGCUCAGUUAAAAGCACCCCGUCUUCAGGAAAACAGUGUGACGACUCCAAGCCUCCAGAUCAUCUGACAGACUCUAAUGAGACGUCCAGAGACACAGAACAGACACAAGACCAGACCAACGCCUCCGUUAUUACUCAGAAAACCUCUUCAGAUAAAGCUCAGGACGGCGGGACCGCUGCUGCCCGCAGGGGGGGCCGUAGAAAGAGAGAGCAGAUGAAUGCAGUGUCAGCUCAACAAACACAUGAUGGCGCCGUUGUCAACAGAUCUGAUGGAGCACAGAGCUCUGAAUGCACAGCGGUCCUAGCGUUGGGUGGUGGGCAAAUCCAGGUUAUCACAAGAGAAAAAAACAGCAGUGUUGCACAGAAACGCCGGAUACGAGCUAUUCUUCCAGCACCUGCUCAGAAUAAUGCGUCUGGCCAGUCCACAGUGGUGCAGUGGAUCACGGUUCCCCCUGACAAAGUCAAAACAGACGCUAGUGUCAUCAGAGCUGUGAAACCAUCACCCAGUGAACACAUGACCGGUCUGAAACCCAGCACCCUCAAACAGCUGGGUCACAUGAUCACACCCAGCGCCUUAGAACAGAAGCCCAUCACGGUCAGCAGUAACCAGUACAUCAUCACAGACAACGGCGUCAAGAUCCUCUCCAUGGUGCCCUUCAAGAAAGCAGCUGGAUCCUCCCUAGCUCUGGGUUUGUCAACAGCGAGAGGUCGAGGUCGAUGUAAGAACUCUGCGUGUGAUUACGUCUAUAAAAACAGACACAAACCUCAAAACUGUCCGAGCUGUGGCUGUGAACUCGCCAACAAGCCCGCCAAGAAAAGCAAACACGUGCCGUCCGCUGAGGAUGUGUCCAGUUCUGCUCUCCUGUUGGACUCGUCUCAGCCUCUGAGCGGCACUCAGAAAGAGCAGCAGCGUCACUCCACCGUCAGUCUGCUGCGCUCGUGUCUGCAGUUCCCAGAGAGCGAGAGCGAACUACAGGACAUCUUCAGCCUCAUACACGAGCUCAACAGCCAGGAGAAAGACACGGAAGAGAGCAACGGGUGGCCGAGCUUCUACGAGUCGGCAGCCACACACUGCAGUCUGUGUCAGUACCCGCUGUUUAAAGGAGACCAGAGUUCAGUUGUGGGUUUGGAGGAAUGCUGGUUGUUGACGGAUCGUUCGAUUCAUCCUGUCACUCUGCAGCUGAAAGUCUGUACGAAUCUCCAGUGUCUGGCGAUACACAGUUUCACAGACCUACAUCCAGGUGUGUUUAAUGUCGGCAAUAAACUGCUGGUGACGCUGGAUUUGUUCUUUAAGAUGAGACAUCUGAUCAGAGUGGGGGACGAACCUGCACAUGCUGCUCUCAGUUUAAUCAAACAAUCACAGACGCUCUCAGACGGUGUGUUGAGCUCGGAGCAGGUGUCACAUGUUCAGGAUCUGUUCUGCAGUGGUUACUGGGCGUUUGAGUGUCUGACGGUUCGAGACUAUAACGACAUGAUCUGUGGCGUGUGCGGCAUCGCACCCAAACUGGAGAUCGCGCAACGCAACACCAACAACGCUUUACUACUCAAAAACGUGGAGUUCACGUGGCCUGAUUUCCAGGCGCCGGACGAGGUGCACGUUGACGAGUUUUGGCUGACGAUGGAGAACGAGGCGCUGGAGCAGGCGGCGUUUCCCUCCAGCAUUCCCCUCACGCGCUUCGACGCCUCCAUCAUCGCCCCGUUCAUCCCUCCUCUCAUGAGGAACACGGUCGCCAUCAAUACGGAGAAGGACAAAAUCACCUCUGACACCCAACACAGAGGGGACCCGUCGGUCCUGGUGCGUCUGAUCCAUGAGGGUCGUCUGAUUCCAGAUCAGAUGGAUCUGCACAGUGAAGAGGAGCUCAGGGACGUGCUGGAGAAAUGUGGGAUUCCUGCUGCAGAAGACAGUGCAAAAGACGGGCUGCUGGAGUCUUUGUCUUUGCUGUAUUCACAAACACAAAACGGACUCUGGACGGCACGUCAGCCACAAGCGCUCAUGACAGCAGGCAAAAUCAGUAAAGUCUGUCCUCAUCAGGUGGUUUGCGGCUCCAAGUAUAUCGUCCGUAGAGAGAGCGCUCGAGAUCACCUCGACCUGCUGCUUUCCUCCCGCUUCUGGCCUCCGGUGUACGUGGCGGAUUGUGCCCAGAAGUUGGCGCUCUGCACUGAUGUAUUAUACCCUGAACUGGCCUCACAGAUGUGGGGGAACAAUCAGGGAUGUUUCUCUGAUCCUACUACAACACCACAGUAUGUCUCCUGCUCGGAGCUUCAGGAUCAGCCGUACAGUUUAGAUCUCACAGCGGCUGAGUCAAACCCUCAUCUGCACCCGCUCACCAAAUCCACCUCUCGCUGGAUAGUGCGACCCGACAGGCCGAACGCCCCACACGACGCCCACCAUGCCAUGAGCCUCUGCAAAGAGCUCGAACCCUACACCGGCAUGGUCACUGAGAUGUGUGACCAAUCCGAGGCUGAAACUAACAACAACGACAGUGUGGCGGUUCGGUGUAAGGCUCUAGUGUUCGAGAACGCUGCGUAUUACUACCUCUAUAACAGACUGCUGGACUUCCUGAGCAGCAGAGACAUCGUGAACCAGCAGAUCGCAGAAGUGCUGAGCGCGUGCCAGCCGGGCGAGGUGGUGAUGAUCAGGGACGCCCUCUACAGGCUGGGAGUGGCACAGAUCAAUGCUGACCAACAGGAAGUGGAGGAGGAAGGAGCUGGGGGAGAACUGGAGAAACACUCGGAUGGAGUUGUGUUUGAGGAGGUGAUGAUUGACUGAAUCAGGGACUGAUUAUCAGCAGGUUUACUCAACAAAAACAAGCUGGAAAUGUGCCUGGAAAGAUGAUGAAUAGGUUUUAUUUAAGAGACGUGUGGAGAGAAACAGAAACUAUGAGGUUGUUUCGGAUCCUGAAGGGAAUAAUUGAUGCAAAAAUAAACUCUGUCGUCAUUUAUUCACCUUCAUGUUGUUGGUGUUUAAUCUGUGAAGCACAAAAUGGUUUAAAAGCACUUUCAUGCAGCUCUUUUUCAUAUUCUUAUGAUUUCAGAAGAACAUGAAUAUAGCACACAUUUACUGUUAUGAUACUAGAUUAGUACUAAUUUUAAAGGGAUAGUUCACCCAAAAAUGAAAAUUCUGUCAUAAUUUACUCACCCUCAUGUUGUUUCUUUCUUCUGUUGAACACAAAAGAAGAGAUUUUUUUAAGAAUGUUGGGAAUUAAACAGUUCACGGGCCCCAUUGAUGUCCAUAGUAGGAAAAAAAAUACUAUGGAAGUCAAUGGGGCCCAUCAACUGUUUAAUUCCCAACAUUCUUCAAAAUAUCUUCUUUUGUGUUCAGCGGAAGAAAGAAACUCAUACAGGUUUGGAACAACAUAAGGGUAAAUGAUGACAAAAAUUUAAAUUUUUGGGUGAACUAUCCCUUUAAGAUUUAUGUAUUUUAAUCGCGUAUAAAAUUUCAAUCCAUUUGGAUUACAGUUUUAACAUAUACAGUUUAUUAUGCAGUAAAUUAGUUUUAAACUAAUUUAAACUAAUAAAAUGUGAUGCAUAUUUAUCAUUCAUACAUAAAUGAAACUGCAUUUCCAUAAGUGAAUGUGAUUUAAAUAUAUAACCAUAUUAUUAUUUAUAUAUUUAUCAUCAAUAUAUACCAUUUGUUUUAAUCUUAUACAUUUUAACUACAUUUUAAAUAGUUGCAAUUAGUUAAUUAUAAACUAUACCAUGACGGUUUCAUUUAUGUAUAACUGACAAAAAUGCAUCAAAUGAAGUAUAUUAGUUGCAAUCCAAACGGAUGGAAAUUUUAUAUGCAAUUAAAAUACAUAAAUCUUAAAUUUACACCUAAAUAAAUAUUUUUGAGUGUAUGGUGCUUUUUAAAGUCAUAUAAAUCACCACUCCCUUUCAUUGUAUGGAAAAAAGCAGCAUGAACAUGUACUUCUGUGUAAAACACAGGUUUGGAACGACAUGAGGGCGAGUAAAUGAUGCCAGAAGUUUAACUUUCCUUGAAAAAUAACUGUGUCUGAAUGAGUGUCUUGAUCUUCUGACAUGUUAAUGAUUGUUGUAAAUAAGAAGCAUUUUAUUGCCCAGAGAAAAGUGAAACCCACUACAGGCAGAAAACCAACAGUAUUUAUUUUCAUUUCAUAUUUUAACAGCUUUUUCAUGCAUAGAAAUACUCUUUGACAAGUUGAAGUAUUUAUUGAGUGCAUUUUGAUCUGACAUGACAGACUCUGACUCAAUUAUAAGUUUGUGUUUGACUUGAUCACUCAAGCAGCAGCUGAAUCCACUGACACCGAGUGACCUCACGGUCGCUCUCAAUAAACUGCAUUUUCAGUGAUAAAAACAACA
Molecule: messenger RNA, 5570 nt
Organism: Ctenopharyngodon idella (grass carp)
Lineage: Eukaryota; Metazoa; Chordata; Actinopteri; Cypriniformes; Xenocyprididae
Gene: hmgxb3
Product: HMG box domain containing 3
Exons: 21
Coding region: 238-4020 (1260 amino acids)
Source: RefSeq, a predicted model, not a curated record